Arabidopsis thaliana (thale cress) is the source of this 1225-nucleotide messenger RNA. Its product is annotated as Phosphorylase superfamily protein. The record is from RefSeq and is marked reviewed. Gene Ontology annotation, biological process: nucleoside metabolic process. Gene Ontology annotation, molecular function: catalytic activity. The coding region runs from base 105 to 1121 and encodes 338 amino acids. Lineage: Eukaryota; Viridiplantae; Streptophyta; Magnoliopsida; Brassicales; Brassicaceae. The transcript is spliced from 6 exons.
ACUAGUUUCGGCUCAUGUGAGCCUUGUAGAGGUUUGACUUGGAUGCUAUAUAUAUGUAGACAUGAGCUAGGCAUUUAUCUCAAACCAACCAACCAAUAUAUCAGAUGGCUUCCAUGGAUCACAAUCAUUUUCUUUUUCCUCUCCUCUUCAUCAUCAUCAUCUCUUCCUUGCACGUUUUGCGUGCUUCGACCACACCUUCACACUCACACAAACUAAAAUCCGCCACUACCAUUAGAAAAAUCAACCGUAGAGGACCUUACAUUGGCCUUGUGACGGUCUUUGAGACCGAAGAAGAUGCUUUUCUCGGCAGUGUUGAUUUCAGACUCGAUCCUACGCAUCCUUUCCUCGAUCUCUCUGGAAGACGUUUUCGUAUAGGGAAGAUUCAUGGAAAGAAGGUUGUGUAUGUCAGAUGUGGGAUAGGAAUGGUGAACGCAGCAGCAGCAACACAACAAAUGAUAGAUGUGUUCAGUGUGAAAGGGAUUGUGCAUUUUGGGAUUGCUGGAAAUAUAAACAACUCGAUGUCCAUAGGAGAUGUGAGCAUCCCUAAGCAAAUCACGAAUGCUGGCUUGUGGGAUUGGCUGAAUCCAGGCAAAGCAAAAGGAAAUGAGGAUGUAGCGUACUUAGAUGUCGGGAACUAUAAUGUUCCACAAGGAAACAAUAAGUUAGGAACUAUUGGAUACAGUUACGAGGAAUUAUAUUCAGUCAGUGGUCACAUCAAUUCACCAAAGAAAGUGUUUUGGAUUAAUACAACUCAAGAGUGGCUUCAUCUUGCAGCUGAUCUUGAGAAGAUGGAGCUAUUGCAGUGUGUGAAUGCAAGUCUGUGUCUUCCAAAUAAACCCAAAGUAGUAGUUGGAUUAAAAGCAGCCACUGCUGACAUAUUUGUGGAUAAUGCAGCCUAUAGAAAUUUCUUAUACGAUACUUUUGGAGUUUCCUCCUCAGACAUGGAGAGUUCUGCUGUGGCCAUGACUUGCGUGUCAAAUGGGUAUCCCCUAAUUGUGAUAAGAGGAUUAUCAGAUUUAGCAGGAGUAGGAGAUAACACUGUUCGAAAGUUUGGAUCUUUGGCUGCCACUAACACUGCCAAAGCUGUUUUAGAGUUCAUUAAAAAGCUCCCACCGUCAUAAUUCCUACGUGUAACCUAUCAUUAUGGAUGUUUGAAUCUGUAUUUUCCCUAGUUUUUCUACGUACGUUAAAAAUAAAAUUAAUAAAAUCUGUUUUUCUUUUCUUU